AUGUUGCUCUCUUCUCUCCUCGCCGUGGCUGUGGCCGUCAUCCCCACCACCGUCAGUGCCUACCCAAUCACCGGUGAUACUGUGAACUGUCGUUCCGGUCCUGGCACUAGCUACAGUGUUGUCAAGACGUACAAGAAGAGUGACAACGUUUCGAUCACUUGCCAAGCCUCGGGCACCAACAUCUAUGGUGACAGCCUUUGGGAUAAGACUUCUGACGGCUGCUAUGUGGCCGAUUACUACGUGAAGACCGGCUCCACCAAUUACGUUACCAAGAAGUGCGACGACAGCGGCAGCGGCAGCGGCAGCGGCGGCGGUUCCAGCAGUGGAUCGGGUAGCUCGAUUGUUGAUGCUGCUGAAAAGGAGAAGGGCCUGCCCUACGUCUGGGGCGGCGGCGGUUGCAAUGGUCCCUCAGGAGGUGGCUUUGACUGCUCUGGUUUGACCCAGUACUCCAUUUGCAAGGCCCUGAAGAAGACGGUCCCUCGCACUGCGCAGACCCAAUAUGAUGCGACCAAUAUGGGCAAGCGUAUUCCUCGAUCUGAGGCCAAGGAGGGCGACCUUCUAUUCUGGGGUGAGAAUGGUAACUGCAAGACUGGUGUUGUGCACGUUGGUAUCUUCAUUCGCGAUGGUUGGAUGAUCAAUGCGGCACGCACUGGUACCCCGGUCCGUGAACAGGCUAUCUGGACUUCCUAUGGUGGUGAGAGCAUCUGCGACUAUGCCAUGAGGCCGUAG
Penicillium macrosclerotiorum is the source of this 729-nucleotide messenger RNA. RefSeq names its product C40 family peptidase. The record is from RefSeq and is a predicted model, not a curated record. The transcript is spliced from 2 exons. Bases 1 to 729 code for a protein of 242 amino acids. NCBI's taxonomy places the organism in Eukaryota, Fungi, Ascomycota, Eurotiomycetes, Eurotiales, Aspergillaceae.